Molecule: messenger RNA, 1890 nt
Organism: Naegleria lovaniensis
Lineage: Eukaryota; Heterolobosea; Eutetramitea; Acrasida; Naegleriidae
Exons: 1
Coding region: 1-1890 (629 amino acids)
Source: RefSeq, a predicted model, not a curated record
AUGUCCACAACCACCAUUCCUUCUAUGAGCACCAAUGAUGACGCUGCUGUGGGUUUGGAAAUCAAAGAGCAGGCUUUCCACUCAUCUCUCGUUGAAUCAGAAGAACAAAAAGACCCAUCAUCAUCAGACCAACCAACAACUACUACUACGACUACAACAAUGCCAUCAUCCGACGAGACUGCUACGACAAUGAAUCAAAACCCUCCAAACAAAACCACCACCACCACCACCACCACAACUACUGCUUCUACGUGUUCUACCCAGAAUGUGCAUCCUUCAAUGAACACUGUUGAGCCCAACAACAAAGUGGAAACUCUACCAACUCAAAGUCGACUCAGCACCGACAACAUCAGCAGCCACAGCAGUGCUGGUGGAGGAGAUGAUAUACUUUCUACAUGUGCAGAGGCUGAAUUCAUCUGUCAAUCUCCACAAAUACAGCAAAUGAAGAAGGAGUUUUCAGGUACCAGUCUGAUCGAUCACGCCACCACCGGCGUCGCUCAACCGCUCACAAAAGUCAACAGCGCCGGUGGAGUGAGCCAAAAAUCAGUUUCCAUUAAGAAGGUUACUUCCGCUAAUGAUGUCACGACUAAGGCCGAAUCUCAGAGUGUGAUUAUGGAAACUAGAACCAUUCUCUCAUUGCAAAGUAAAGCAACAAGCAAGACAUCCAAAUCUGAAGGAUUUGCGGUUUCGACUUGUUGUGGUACUGUGGAAUUGAAUUGCAUUCGAGUCUUGUCCAUUAUUGGUAUGCUUGUGAAUAUUGCUGCUUUUAUUGCUAUGGCUGUUGUGAUCAGUGUGGCCUUUCCAGUUUCUACUUCCAAUGAAGUUGAAUUGUUGAUUUUGAGAGCAGAUGCCAAUUUGUACAGUGAAGUUGCUGCAAGUUCUCUCAAAAUUGGAGUCUACAGUAAUAUUACAAACCCAUACAUUCCAAGAUGGCAAUCCACAAAAGCAAGAGCAACAUCUGCCAUUGCAGCCAUCGUGGAUGCAUUACCCGAAGACGUGUUUUUAAAAUUAUUGAACGGAAGUGCGUAUUUCAAUUCAUCCAGUAUUCCUGUGAAUCCGUAUGAACAAGUGGUGGUUGAUUUAUUGCUGGCUGGAAAACAAAAAGAUGCUAUCAAAUUGAUGGAAAGUAAGAAUUUCACAUCGACACAAUUGGCAUGGAAGAGUGUGGUGAGCAAUUUGCUUACCUAUGCCAAAGAGUUGGCAAGAAACAAGAAUGAUUAUUUAUUGACUGCGAGUUCUGUAAACUUGGGAUUGAUUGGUACCUCAGUGUUAUUUGUUGUUCCUAUUGUUUUGACAAUAUUCAUUCUUGCAAUCAAUAGAGAAGGAGCAUCACAAAAGAGACUCAAGAAGGCCAAUGCUAUCAUGUUAUUGGACACAAUGGCAGAUCCUUCACUUCGUCAACUAUUCAGAAAACAUUGUGAAUUAGAAAAAGCUGCCGAGUCUUUUGACUUUUUGGAAAAGGUUGCCAUGUACAAGGAGUUUUGCAAUCGAUCCUAUGAUCUUCAAGAACGUCUAUUUGAUCAAACCAACUCGUCUUCAUCUGGAGACAAAGAGAUGCAAGAUCAACCAAAGAAGAAGACAGCAUUAGAAGUAGAGCUUGAAGAUGUUGAAAAGAGAAAGUAUGAAGUUGCUUUUGAAAUAUUUACUGAAUUUGUUGAUGAACAUGGUGAAAAGGCUCUCAACAUCACUCGCACCUCGUGUGAAGAGGUCAAGACCAAGUUGGAUCAUUUCAAUACUGGUAAAAAUGAUCACCUUCCAGAUGAUCUUUUCGACAAGUUGCAAACAGAAAUUGCUAUUGUCAUGUUAGACAUUCACCAGAGAUUCAAAACCACACUUGCCUUCCAAAAGAAGAUGAAAAUUGCUGACAUUAGAAAAAAGAGAAUGAAUUAA